AUGGAAAAAGAAACAAAUCGCAAGGCACCGGUCCGUUCUCACCAUGGCUGCACAAAUUGCCGCCGAAGCAAAGUCAAAUGCGACGAGCAAAAGCCAAGCUGCACCCGGUGCUGGCAAAAAAACCUGCAGUGCACCAGUACCUAUCAACUGAAAUGGGAGUCCGAUUACCGGUAUCGCGGAGUCGCCUUUGGCAGAUCGGGGCGCUGGGGGAAAAACUCACCUGAAAAUCGGCAGACCCCAAGCCCAACGGGAUCAAGUCCAUCUUUCCCGGAAGAGGCUACAUGGCUGGUAACCCCACCAGUCGAUACCUGGACAUUUCUCAAUAAUGAUGUGUCUCUAAUCCAACGACUGUGUGACGAGGAAGAAACACAUACCGAGCCACAUCUCUUGCCGGCUUUCAAUGCCAAGCAGGUCAUUGGCGAACAAGGACCGCGCGGAUCAAGAUCACCAUCCACGAGGCCAACGUCUGGGAUCGCAAAACCUUUAAACAUGAACGAGGUGCUACUGCAGAACCUUCAACCUCCCCUCUCCCUAUUCCCAUCCCUAGACACACUAGGAAACCGAGUGUUAUUCGACUAUUAUAUCAACCAAGUAUGUCCACGAACAGUACAUAAUCCGCAUUCCCAAUCCCCAUUUGCAUCCGUCAUUCUUCCAUACUGUGUAUCAGCCUCGCCAACAGUCCUACGAGCCAUCCAAGCUUUGGCCGCAUGCCAUUGGUCCCAAUAUGACCCCCAAUACAGCAACAUCAGCCUACAAUUAAAGUCGCGGGUUCUAAACACCUUCCGAAAACGAAUCAACACGGAACCUACCUCCCUGGUAGCAGACGAUCCCGAAGUCUUGGUCAUUGUCAUGUUCCUUUGUCUCUUCGACAUUGUGGAUGAUUGCGAUAAACAAUGGAUUGUCCAUCUCCAAGGAGCAAAGGACAUAAUUCGACUUCGACGAAAACAACAACGCCUCAUAGCAGAAAAGAACGAAAAUGAUAGCGCAGGUAGCCCACAAGACCCGGUAUCAUCCUUUACAGAACUAUUCUUCGCCUUCCAAGACGUCAUGGGCCGAACAGCAUGCGCCAAAGCAGAUCUUUUCGGAUCGAGCUACUGGCACGAAGACGACACCACCAUAAAUUCAUGGAUGGGAUGCAGCCCAGCCCUCGUCUCAAUUAUAUUCGCCGUCAUGGAUCUAAGCCGGUCACGCCGGGCCCUAGUCUCCAACGAAGACCAGCUAAAUUUCAGCACUCGAGCGUCUGCACUAAACAAGAGACUCGACACCCUCAGACAAGGGUCUCACACCGCCGGAAAAGAAGACCAGACCAUCUGCAAAAUCGCCGAAUUAAAACGACUCACCAGUACCGCCUACCUGAACUGUGCACUAUACGGCGCGCACCCAGCAGAAGACACGACAAAGACCUACGUCCGAACGAUACUGAGAGAAGUCGUCGAGCUGCUGGCUCAGGAAUCAGCCUGCCAUGUCAUAUGGCCUCUCUUCGUUGCUGCUGUCGAGCUGGAUCCGCUUGAUUUUGAGCUCUGGACCGAUCCGGAGACUGGAUUUGUAACUGAUGGCAGGAGGCUUGUCUUGGAGCUGCUCGAUCGCAUGGCGAAGAAUAGUGUGUCGAGUGUGUCGCGCACGCGCGCGGUUAUUGAGCAGGUUUGGAAAUCGAGGGACUUUGAUCUUUUGAAGACUGCCAAGCUGAAAAGGGGGCCUAUUGCGGCUUUGAAUGAUUGGGAAAGAUACGUUGUUCCGUUCAGUGAUGCUUUGAGUCUGGUAUAG
Messenger RNA from Penicillium nucicola, 1764 nucleotides. Its product is annotated as Zn(II)2Cys6 transcription factor. Gene Ontology annotation, cellular component: nucleus. NCBI's taxonomy places the organism in Eukaryota, Fungi, Ascomycota, Eurotiomycetes, Eurotiales, Aspergillaceae. Gene Ontology annotation, biological process: positive regulation of transcription by RNA polymerase II. The record is from RefSeq and is a predicted model, not a curated record. The transcript has a single exon. Gene Ontology annotation, molecular function: zinc ion binding; transcription cis-regulatory region binding; DNA-binding transcription factor activity, RNA polymerase II-specific. Bases 1 to 1764 code for a protein of 587 amino acids.